Molecule: messenger RNA, 1349 nt
Organism: Amaranthus tricolor (Joseph's coat)
Lineage: Eukaryota; Viridiplantae; Streptophyta; Magnoliopsida; Caryophyllales; Amaranthaceae
Product: ubiquitin-conjugating enzyme E2 32
Exons: 5
Coding region: 166-1071 (301 amino acids)
Source: RefSeq, a predicted model, not a curated record
CCCAUCAGCAAACCAAAGAAUUUGGUAUCUCUUACUAAGAAAUUUCCAUAACUAAACGAAAAUAUAAACCGUCUUUUUCCUUAAUUUAUUUUUUGUUCGGUUGUUCCUUUGCCCUUAUUCUUCUCUCUUCUCUGACUAUCUCUUCAGGGAAUUUCGUCCAAAAAGAUGGCGACCACUGACAAGUACAACCUCAAGAAUCCGGCGGUUAAACGGAUUCUUCAAGAAGUAAAAGAAAUGCAAUCUAAUCCUUCCAAUGAUUUUACCAGCCUUCCUCUUGAGGAAAAUAUAUUUGAAUGGCAAUUCGCAAUUAGGGGACCCAGUGAUACUGAGUUUGAGGGUGGUAUAUAUCAUGGACGAAUUCAGCUGCCUGCAGAUUAUCCAUUUAAACCUCCUUCUUUCAUGCUUUUGACGCCAAAUGGUCGUUUUGAGACCCAGACAAAAAUAUGUUUGAGUAUAUCGAACCAUCACCCUGAGCAUUGGCAACCGUCUUGGAGUGUCCGUACGGCGUUGGUGGCACUCAUUGCUUUCAUGCCAACUCCCCCUAAUGGUGCUUUAGGAUCUUUGGACUACAAGAAGGAAGAAAGGCGUAAACUAGCUAUAAGAUCUCGUGAUGUGCCACCAACUUAUGGAACCCCUGAGCGUCAAAAGGUGAUUGAUGAGAUACAUGCAUAUAUGCUCAGUAAGGCUCCCCCAGUUCCAGAAACCCUAAACCAGGCUCCUGAAGACAAUCACAAUGAGAAAUACUUUCAAGCUGAGGGUAGUGAAAAUGCCGGAAGAUCUGAAGAUGCGAUGGAUCCUGAAGAAGGUGAGAUAAAUGUCGAGGAAGCCCAAGCACCUUUGGAGAAUGCCAAUAUUGUCGAUCAUAGGGAUGUUGGGCCAAGGCAAGUCAGAGCCGAAAUUUCAAACCUGCAGCAGGUUUCAAACAGGCCUGCACGUAGAGUACAAAGGUCUACUGACAAUCGCUUUCUUACAUGGGCAGCUGUGGGAUUGACUAUUGCUAUUGCCUUUCUUUUACUGAAGAAGCUUGCAAAGUCUAGUGGUUAUGGCGCCAUUUUUUUAAGUGAAUCAUAGGUAAGACAGUUAUUUUUAUUCAAAAUGAUACUUGGCUAGGUAAACAAGUCACGCUUUUGUGACAAAAUGAUAAUAUUAUGUAUAUGGAGUAGGUGUGAAAUCAAGCUAUAUUUGAUUAUAGCGUUACAUUGUAAACAUUUAUAGCAUGAAUGAUGAUUAUUCCUCCGCAGGAUCUACUGAAGUGUGAUUUAUCUGUUUAAUUCUGUUAGAUGUUGCUUGAACUUUGUUAAUUGUAAACCUCUAUAACAUGAAUGCUGAUUAUGCAUGAUCAAUCUUGA